Molecule: messenger RNA, 966 nt
Organism: Salvia hispanica
Lineage: Eukaryota; Viridiplantae; Streptophyta; Magnoliopsida; Lamiales; Lamiaceae
Source: RefSeq, a predicted model, not a curated record
AUGGUCUGUGGCACCUCGUCAUUGGUGAUAAUGAAAUACGAGGUAAGUUUCCCUUCUGGAUGGAAACACUCCCUCAAACUUCGAAUCCUCGUGUUGAGGUCAAAUAAGUUCAAUGGUACAAUGUGGGUGGCUGCAAACUCAAACAUUGAGAAUCCGUUUCCAAAGUUGCAAGUCUUGGACGUAUCACAUAACGCAUUUGUCGGCACUCUACCCGAUAGAUAUUUCAGAAACUUUCGAGGUAUGAUAGAUGCCAAUGAAAAGCAGACCGGUGAGGAAAAUUUCUUUCUAAGAUAUAUAGAGUUGACGCUAACUUUGAAAGGAAUAGAUCAUUUAUUGAAGCGACUACUGUAUACCUUUACAACUAUUGACUUAUCCUCCAACAAUUUCUCUGGGAGCAUUCCACCUUCUAUAGGGGAUCUUAAGUCUCUUAAAUACUUGAAUCUGUCUCACAAUAUUCUCACUGGACAUAUACCCUCGUCACUUGGAGGCAUGAGUGAGCUCGAGUCAUUGGACUUGUCUUCAAACAAAUUGGAUGGAAAUAUUCCGAGUGAAUUUGCGAGUAUGACAUUUCUUGCGAAGUUAAACCUUUCAAUGAAUAAUCUCGAGGGACAAAUACCACUAUCUACUCAACUCUCAACAUUUGGGAGUGAAUCAUAUGUGGGAAAUGUAGGAUUAUGUGGAUUUCCAUUGACUCAAAAAUGUAGGAGGGGUGACAAAAAACAACUGUUUCCUCAAGAAGAAGGCGAUGAUGAUGAUGCUUAUGUAUUCGUAAAUGGAUUUGGUUGGCAAAGUGUGGUGACGGGGUAUGGAUGUGGAUUUGUGGUUGGAAUUGGAAUUGGAAUUGGUUACAUGGUUAUAAGAAGCGGAAGGCCAAGAUGGUUAGUGGAAUUCUUUUUUGGCGUUGGAUAUAAUAAUAGUAAGAUGAAGAGAAGAAAUAGAGCAAAAGCAACAACAAGGAGAAGGUGA